AGCAGACAGGAGGGAGGCGGGGCGCAGGUGCAGAGCGCAUGCGCACCCCCGCUGGAGCCGCCGGGAGGCCUUGGACCCGGAGUGGCCGAUGUGCGCAGGUACGGCAGCUCCUGGCCGGCGUUGAGAAGGCGUGGCCCAAUGGAGACGUCGUUUGGCGUCUCUGUCCCGCCCCCUUCGCUCCGUCCCUACUUCCGCUUCCGGCGCGCCGGUGUAGUUCCAAGAUGGUGGCGGCGGUGUGUGCGUCUCGGGUGUCCGGGCUGCUGGGCCGGGCCCUCCCACGGGUGGGGCGGCCCAUGUCGAGUGGCUCCCACGGCGAGGAGGGUUCAGCUCGCAUGUGGAAGGCCCUCACCUACUUCGUGGCGCUGCCCGGGGUGGCGGUGAGCAUGCUCAACGCCUUCCUCGCGUCGCGGCGAGGCGAGCACGAGAGACCCGAGUUCGUCGCCUACCCCCAUCUCCGCAUCAGGACCAAGCCCUUCCCCUGGGGAGAUGGUAACCAUACCCUGUUCCACAACCCUCAUGUGAACCCACUUCCAACUGGCUAUGAAGACGAGUAAAGAGAACCUGGACCUUCCCCCAGACCGCAAGGGACCACAGCACUGGUGUGGACCAUUACUCUGUGUGUGGACCAUGAAAGCGCAUCUUUCCUUGUAUCAAAUGGUGACCGUUACACCAGUGUUCCAUCCCUUUGCUCCUAAGAGGAGAUGGCUUAAAUAAAUAACUUAAACUUACAUUGUUCAUGA
Molecule: messenger RNA, 740 nt
Organism: Peromyscus eremicus (cactus mouse)
Lineage: Eukaryota; Metazoa; Chordata; Mammalia; Rodentia; Cricetidae
Product: cytochrome c oxidase subunit 6A1, mitochondrial
Exons: 3
Coding region: 39-554 (171 amino acids)
Biological process (GO): mitochondrial electron transport, cytochrome c to oxygen
Cellular component (GO): mitochondrial inner membrane
Molecular function (GO): enzyme regulator activity
Source: RefSeq, a predicted model, not a curated record